This is a messenger RNA of Synchiropus splendidus (mandarinfish), 7737 nucleotides long. RefSeq names its product diacylglycerol kinase beta (gene dgkg). Bases 949 to 3648 code for a protein of 899 amino acids. Gene Ontology annotation, cellular component: plasma membrane. The transcript has 30 exons. Gene Ontology annotation, molecular function: ATP-dependent diacylglycerol kinase activity; calcium ion binding. The record is from RefSeq and is a predicted model, not a curated record. Lineage: Eukaryota; Metazoa; Chordata; Actinopteri; Syngnathiformes; Callionymidae. Gene Ontology annotation, biological process: lipid phosphorylation; intracellular signal transduction; diacylglycerol metabolic process.
UGUGAAAGUCACGGUGUAAUAUCGUUGGCUUAACAUUUUCCACCAGUAGUUUUCUUAAAUAUUUGUUUAUAUUAAGUUCUGGACUUCGUAAUUGUUACAUAAUGAUGUUGUGAAAAGACAGCAAACAUCUUUGCGCCCCACUGUGCAUCACAGUUGUAAUUUUAACUGCAACAAUGACUACAACGAGUGGCAAUAAAGCAAAUGUAGCAAUGAACGUCGAGAAUUCUGUGAUCAAAGCAGGACAUUGAUGCACACUGCUGCUGAACCAUGGUGUCAACAUAAAUACUAUUUUAUAGUCUUUAAUCUGUGUUCUCUGAUGGGUUGUCAACUGCUACUCUUUAUUACUGUGUUUGGUUUGUUUCCCUUUUCUGUGAGUUGACUAUGAGAGUCAUUAAUUAUUUACCAACAGUAAUAAGCCAGGUAAAGCUGUGAUUUUGCCUCAUAUCAUUGCAGCCCUGAGUCUAGAAUGAUGAAACAAUGCUCAGCUUGUUUUCUGGAGAUUAUGAACUAUUCAGAGCGUAUAAUUGAUGCUCUCCAAGUUCAACAGCAGGAAGUGGAGUUGAAUUGUGCGGCAGCACUCCACAUAGUCGCUGAGUGUUUUUGAGAGCAGCGAGGAGGAUUCUGCCCCUUCUGUCUUCUGAAAACAGACACCAGUCCUGCCCAGCCAUGAAUCCACGGCUCACUGACCGACUGGCUUUAUUCCUGCUGUCGGACUAACAGGGAUGUUACAUGGAGCGUGCAUGCUGGAAACAAUGUCCGGAGGUUGUCGACGAUCCCUGGGCUGGUUAACUCACUGAAAAAUAUAUUGCCAUCGGAGUCCUGAAGAUGCAGCAAUGUUGUCCAUAAAACUCUUCGCCCUUGUUUGGCCUCCGAAAUCAAAGCACGGAUAACCGUCAACAGAGCAGGACUCGUGGACUUUCCAAACCCCCAACAGACGAUUCAGGCAGCAUGGGUGACGGGAGUUGGGUCUGUUUGAGCCCAGCAGAGUUCAGCCAGCUGCAGCAGUACAGCGAGUAUUCCACGAAAAAGCUCAAGGAUGUGCUGGAGGAGUUUCAUGGUGAAGGAGUAUUGUCAAAAUACAAUCCAGAGCAGCAACAGGAUGUUCUCAACAAACCGAUAGACUAUGAGGGCUUCCAGCUCUUCAUGACCACUUACCUGGAGAAUGACAUCCCAGAGGAACUGUGUCAGCAUCUUUUCACCUCCUUCAAGAGCAAGACUGGAGGAUGUUCUCCGGAUCAGUCUCGACCUGGGACCAGCUUGCUAGAAACGCGAUCCAUUGAUGCUGGUAUUUCUAUCCAGACUGAAGUGGCCUGUGCUCCCAUCACAGGGAUGAAUGGGAAGAGCAUCCUGUCUGCGAUGGGUCGUCACACACCUGAGCAGUCGGGGUUGAUGAGCAGCGCUGGUACAGGAGCGACAACCUCGCCUUGUUCAUCUCGCUCGUCAUCGCAGCGUUCUGGCGGUGGGGCCCACACUCCGGGGGGUGCCCAGCGUUCUCCUUGCACCCAAGCCAAAACCUCAGACAGCAGCAGCAAUGCUCUAACCCCCAACACUGGUCCUGCCAAAGCUCCUGUUCAACCCACAUUUUCGCCAGAGAAAAGUCGCUCAGAGAAACAUUUAUCACUGCGGAGGAGUCCCUCGCCACAGAAAGGAGCGCCCCUGCCGUCGCCUCAGGUGGUCUUUCUCAAGGAUAUAGUGUGCUAUCUGUCUCUGCUUGAGCGGGGAACGCCAGAGGACAAGCUGGAAUUCAUGUUCCGGCUCUAUGACACGGACGGCAACGGAGUCCUGGACAGCUCUGAGCUGGAUCGCAUUAUCAAUCAGAUGGUCCAUGUAGCGGAGUAUCUGGAGUGGGAUUCGACAGAGCUGCGACCGAUCCUGAAGGAGAUGAUGGAGGAAAUCGACUAUGACAGAGACGGGACUGUCACACUGGAGGAGUGGAUCAGGGGAGGACUCACAACCAUCCCUCUGCUGGUGCUGCUGGGAAUGGACAUGAAUGUUCAGGAGGAUGGACAGCACGCAUGGCGUCUGAAGCACUUCAAUAAACCAGCCUACUGUAACUACUGCCACACUAUGCUGCUCGGGGUCCGCAAGCAGGGUCUCUGCUGCUCCUUAUGCAAAUACACAGUUCAUGAACGCUGUGUGUCCAAAGACAUUGCUGCCUGUAUCAGCACCUACGCCAAGUCACGUCGACAUACCAAUGCUAUGCAGCAUGUUUGGAUUGAGGGGAAUUCGCCAACCAAGUGUGACCGAUGUCACCGAAGCAUCAAGUGCUAUCAGGGACUGACGGGUUUGCACUGUGUUUGGUGUCAGAUCUCUCUGCACAACAAGUGUGCGUCCAAUACCAAGCCUGAGUGUGACGGUGGUGCGUUGAAGGACCACACACUGUUGCCAUCGUACAUUUGCCCUGUAGUUCUGGAUCGUCAGUCAGUUGCCAAGCGAGGAGAAGGGGAAUCUCCACCCAGCGUCAGCCCGGACGACACAAACCAGAUUUUCAAAUUCACUCCUGGAGACGGUCAAGCGUUGCAGAUCAGCCCUCUUCCUGGUACUCACCCACUCCUGGUCCUGGUUAAUCCCAAAAGUGGUGGUAGACAAGGAGAACGGGUCUUGAGAAAGUUCAGAUACCUGCUUAACCCCCGGCAGGUGUACAGUCUGGAGCAGGGUGGGCCCAUGGUGAGACUCAACUUUUUCCACGAUGUUCCUGAUUUCCGGGUGCUGGCGUGCGGCGGUGAUGGCACUGUGGGCUGGAUACUAGACUGCAUAGAUAAGGCCAACUUUGCCAGGUACCCCCCUGUGGCCAUCCUUCCUCUGGGCACCGGGAAUGAUCUCGCUCGCUGCUUACGCUGGGGAGGAGGUUACGAGGGUGGCAGCUUGCUAAGGUUCCUGCGGGAUAUUGAACACAGCACUGAGGUGGUUCUCGACCGCUGGAAUAUUGACAUUGUCCCCGAUGACAAAGAGGAGAAGGGAGACCCGGUGCCCUACAACAUCGUCAAUAACUACUUCUCUAUUGGUGUGGACGCCUCCAUCGCCCACCGCUUUCAUCUGAUGCGUGAAAAACACCCAGAGAAGUUCAACAGCAGAAUGAAGAACAAACUUUGGUACUUCGAGUUCGGCACGACAGAAACGAUCUCUGCCACCUGCAAGAAACUGAACGAGUGCAUCGAGGUGGAGUGUGACGGAAUCAUCUUGGACCUCAGCAACACCUCCUUGGAAGGCAUCGCUGUCCUCAAUAUCCCCAGCAUGCACGGCGGUUCCAACCUGUGGGGUGAGACGAAGAAGAGGAGAAACUACAGCCGUAUGAGCAGGAAGGUCCCGGACAGAAUGCCGACGAGCACCGUGACAGACAUUAAGGAGCUCAAGUUCUGCAUGCAGGACUUCAGCGACCAGUUGUUGGAGGUCGUGGGCCUGGAGGGGGCAAUAGAGAUGGGCCAGAUCUACACAGGACUGAAGAGUGCUGGACGCAGACUUGCUCAGUGUGCUAAUGUCACAAUCAGGACGUCCCGGCGGCUGCCCAUGCAGAUUGAUGGCGAGCCAUGGAUGCAGCCCCCCUGCACGAUCCGGAUCACGCACAAGAACCAGGUGCCAAUGUUGCUGGGCCCGCCGCAGAAGACACCCUUUUUUUUCUUCAAGAAACACAACCGGAGCCGCGACUAGAACGUAUGCAUGCAUCCGCAUCACAGACACACUGAUCACAUCCUCAAGUGAACUCAUUCCUAAAGGACCUGGUGGAAGGACCUGGAGGACACCAACACUAUCCACAAGUGUGUGAACUUCACUCCCUGCCAAUGUUAACAAGAGCCAAAAAAAAAAAAAAAAAAGAACUCAGCCAUAUAUCAGAGCUGCACUGCCUGCUGAUGAGUCGGGGCUGUUUGCAGCCCUUUAAGGAGACAAGAGGAUGGUUGUAGACAUCUGAAGAGAGGAGAAAGAAGUAGAUCGCAGUCGUAGCAGGAACACCUGCAUGAAUAAUGCAGCCGUGGUUGCUUGUAAGAACGCUGGCUGCAGGCCGUCCCCGUGGGCCCGCCAGCAGAAUGGAAAAGCCUCAUUCAUUAUUGAGGUAUUUUGUUUAUGGGUUUAUGGCAGUGGGGCGUAACAGUCGCCUGGAAACACGCAGGGAUUUUAACCCUCAGCAUCAUCACUGGCCCACAAGAAUAUCCUCUCCAGCAGUUGGUUUAGGGACAAGCAGGUUGGCUGUCACUUGUCACGCUCAUUUCUCUCUGAAAGCUCAAGCUCAAGUGGCGCGCUUCAGCCUUAUCAUCAGCAUAUGAGGUCACUAGUCUGUUCACAUGGCUCAUUUCAAUGGAUCCACUCAGAUUAAAAAGUCCCAACGACAACAAUGCACACAUCAAACUAGAGACAAUUGAAACUGUGGCAGCUCUCACCAAUUAUUAUAGGAUCAUGAGAACCUCUUUCUGUUUGUUUCCCCCACUUUGUCAAAAGCAGUCCAAAAGGAGGUCUUAAAGCAUGAAGAUGUUUAUAAAUGAAAUCUGUUUCUGUCUCUACACCAGGAGAUAUUGUUGUGAAAUGUCAUUAUAAAACGUAUUUUGGAACAGCAAUGCCUCCCUCACUUUAAGAGGAUGACUAAACGCAUCCCUCUCCUUCCAUCUCCUGCUGUGACCUCCUAAUUUCGGCGCCAAAUGAUGUCCAGUGUGAAUCCCAAAGCUCGGCAGUGCUGACGCAGAGAUUUGUUUGAUGUGAAUGUAGCGGGAAGAAAAACGCUGAAAAAGAAAGCUUGUUGAGGAAUGUAUUUAUAUAUAUAUUACUGUAUCUAAAAUAUUACAUGUGCAGGCAGAUUAUAUGUAUAUUUCUGGAAAGUAGGUGUAGCUCACAUAUACUGUGCACACGAAUGUGUAUGAAUAUAUCAUCAUUGAUGUGGAGUUUUUAGCUUAGCUGAGCUCAGAUCAGUAUUCUUCACCACACAGUCGCCACGCAGAGGGAGAGGUCGCCAUCGCUGACGGUGGUGGUCGGCGAUCCACUCUUCUGCCUGAGCUCCACCUCCGUCUGUACCUCUGAAGGAAAAGGCAUCACAGUUGCAGAGAAAGACCAAAGAAAUCGGCUUCAUGGUCCAUGAGAUAUUCUGAAUCUGGGUCGGAGAAGUUGUUUAUGUAGGUGCUAAACAACAGUGCUGUUGUUUAAAAACACUUAAUUUAAAAAUUGUCUGAAAUCUUAGGAUUAAAAUAACUAUGUGCUUUGAUCAGUUUUAAAAAAAUGUGGUCCAGGUUUGAUAUGAAGUUUUUUUUAUGCUGCUCAAAAUAACUAUAAAAAUGAAAAAUGGUUCUAGAGAAGCUACUUCAGCCGGUCGCCAACCGGGACUGUUGAUCUAAUCAGUGACUUUUUUUAAAUGAUGUGCUUUUGAGUUGGUUUGAGGAAGAUUUGUGACAGAACACGCAGUGAAACAAGAUUAAACGUAGAUCCAAACCGGAGUGGGUGACUGUCCUCUCUGACGACAGUUUCGCUGUAUGACUAUUAAUUUGACUUGAAUAUUCUCAUAAACCAAAAUUGGAAGUGCUGAGUCCACUGUUUAAAACGGCACCAUAUUUCCUCAGGCUGAAGUUAAAUAUUGACGCUGGUGGUGUUAAAUAAAACCAAACAAUGAGGUCACGGUUGAGCCAAACCUCCUGGAGGUUUUCCCCCUCCCAGCCCACUUGCUGCCCCAGGUCCAAACAUUGAAGGCUUACUAUAUCUCACGGACCACGAAGUUUUCAAACCCGAUCCGAGCUAACAAACGCACACGUUAAAGCUCAGAGAGAAGAUUUGCGAUCAGACUUUCCGUGCCAACUUCGAAGAGCUCACCAAACGGGGUUGCACCCCGGUUCCCUUUAAGAGACAGUGAGUCAUCGCUCUUGCACCUGAAACUAGAUCCAUCCUGGUGUUUGCCCGCAGUCGGGGGCAACUGAGAUCCAUCACUUUAUACUUGUUGACCACACCGGGACUUGGCCCCUGUUGACCUUCCCCUGCGAUGGAGCGUGCCAAGAGAGCUCAGUGUGACAAGAGUGCAUGUUUACAGUCAUUUUGCAUUUAUAGAAAUAAAUACUGUUUUAGACAUCAACAGAACUGACUGUGUUUUUUUUUUUGUUUUUUUGUUUUUUUUUACAUCUUCAAAGAGGGAUGGACAGAACUCUUCUUCACUUGAAAUAAAAGAACUUGUUUUUCCUCUUCACAUCUCAGCUAGCCCAUUAGCAUUGCAGCAGCGGUGACAACAACAAGCACUCAAGUGGAGAUUAAGUCAAAAUUAAAGGCGUCAUAAAUAUAUUGGGUCUGUCAACCCAGUAGGUCGCUAUGUUUAUUUAAGAAUUAUCGCCUCCCUAGUUAGCAUCACUCGCUACUUGCUGGGCUCCUGAUUGGAUUAGCCGCGCUCGUCCACAUCUGUGCUCUGUUAAAACGACAAACCCCACCAUGAAAGAAGCGUUAUCCCCCAGGCUGAUGCGGCCUGUUGUCUUUGGACCCGAUGCCGUAUUGUUCGCUGGGACUAUUUGGGGCGCGGGAUGGUUCACGCCUGUUUGAUGCGGCUGCUGGCAGAUUUACAGGAAUAAACCACGUUGGCUGUGUGGAGUAAAUUUGGAGACAAAUGCUUCACUUGUUGCUGGAACAAGGCUGUUUUGUGUGUUUGACUUUGAGCUGCUUCAGAGCGGAGUUUGGAGAAAGUCUGUGACAGAGCACCCAUGGGAAACUUUUGGUCUGGGAAUAAACGGUUAAUUUUAAUAUUAGUCAGCUAAGUUUCAUGCUCAAUAAAGGUUUUGCAAAAAAAAAGAAAAAAAUUGUAUAAGACAGUACUUAAUUUAUCUUGUAUACAAACAUACUGGGCGUGUUUUGUCAUACCAGGAGACUGCUGUGCUUGUCAAACCCCAGAACUGACACAUCUAUUGUCUAUAAUCCAUUGCCAGUUCAGUCAUUGACUUUUUUUUAAGUAGUAAAAAAUGUGUGCACAAUAAAGAUGAACACAUCCCCAUAGUGUCCACCUAAAAAAUACGGAGGUUUAAUUGCCUGUGUGUGUCUGUGCACUUGGUUUAGCUGUACUUGUGGGGACCAUCUAUUGGAAACACACCGAAAUGGGAGGACAGUUUUCCUUAGUGGGGACAUUUUUGCCUGUCCCCACAAAGAUAACUUCAAAGCACCUGAGUUGAAUUUUGGUUCAGAGUCCUGGUUAAGGUUAGCCAUUUGUUUUGGAAGUUAAGGGUUUGUAGAGCGAGACUGGGGAAACGUCAAUGAAAUGUCCCCACAAAGACAGCGGUACAGGUGUUUGUGUGUGUUCAUGUCAAUGUGAAUGAAUUGUCCAUCAUGUAGAAGCAGUUCUGUGAAUGAAAUUGUCGCAGUAAGACAUUUUGAAACGUGUUCUUUCGCCAGCACAGAAAGCGUGAGGCACGGUUACAGGGCACUCGAUCCCUCACCGUCCACUUGGACUGGCUGCCUGUAACUGAGUCGGGAAAAGUCGUCAGUUCGUCAAAUAAUUCGAUUUGCUAACUGGAUUUGUGGUGCGAUCACAUAUUGAAUUUGAGUCGGCCUCAGGGUCAGAUGACUGUCAGUCCAGAGAGGGUCAAGGGCAGAGACUCUCCCCACCCACACGCACUGUCCGGGACCUGAUUGGAUCAGAGGGAGGUCGAUGUCAUGAUGAACCUCUACAGUUCUGACGCUGGAAAAUGACCAAAUGUUUCCCUGGAGGCUGGAUUAGUUUCACUUGGUGACAAGAUAAUGCUACAUCCCUGAAAGUAUCAUUCAAAUAUAUAUAUAUAUAUAUAUAUAUAUAUA